Messenger RNA from Hipposideros armiger (great roundleaf bat), 332 nucleotides. RefSeq names its product bolA family member 2B (gene BOLA2B). Gene Ontology annotation, molecular function: 2 iron, 2 sulfur cluster binding. Gene Ontology annotation, biological process: intracellular iron ion homeostasis; protein maturation. The record is from RefSeq and is a predicted model, not a curated record. Lineage: Eukaryota; Metazoa; Chordata; Mammalia; Chiroptera; Hipposideridae. The transcript has 3 exons. The coding region runs from base 27 to 287 and encodes 86 amino acids. Gene Ontology annotation, cellular component: cytosol; nucleus.
GCUGCCACCCGCCCUGGGCUCCCGCCAUGGAACUCAGCGCCGAGUACCUGCGGGAGAAGCUGCAGCGGGACCUGGAGGCAGAGCACGUGGAAGUGGAGGACACGACUCCCAACCGUUGCGCGUCCAGCUUCCGAGUCCUGGUGGUGUCGGCCAAGUUCGAGGGGAAGCCGCUCCUUCAGAGACACCGGCUGGUGAACACGUGCCUAGCAGAAGAGCUCCCGCACAUCCAUGCCUUUGAGCAGAAAACCCUGACCCCAGAGCAGUGGGCCCAUGAGCGGCAGAAAUAAGGGACCUGGACCUGCACCGCCAUUAAAUUAUGAAUCAGGGCCGGC